AUGGUGAACGAAGAGGACUGGUUAAAAAUUAAAGAUUUUAUUGACGGAGAAAUUAAUCCUGGAUUAAAAGAAAAUCUCACUAAAAUGUGCGAUGCUUCUUCCUCUCUCGCUGAAUUUGAGAUUUCUUUAAAAGAGUAUACAAAAUUGAUGGUUGUUGGGUGGGAACUUGGCUGUAAAUGA
Racocetra persica is the source of this 180-nucleotide messenger RNA. The record is from the annotation of a GenBank genome assembly. Lineage: Eukaryota; Fungi; Glomeromycota; Glomeromycetes; Diversisporales; Gigasporaceae.